AUGGCAAUGACGUCACCAUCCACAACAGCAACAACAACAACAACCUCAUUGCUACUAGCCCCGACAACAUUGGAAACAACAGCGUUUUCAUCGGCCUUACUUGAACGAAGAAAGAACAAAAAAAAUUUACCCCUUCUGAAUUUGACCUGCACUACGAAAAAAGAUCACACGUCGACCACAAAAACCAGUGCGUCUGUUUACUACCAAGACGGCCAACGCAAAGAUGGCGACGCUCAGAACGGCAGCGACCAAAUAAUCUUUUCAGCGCUAACAAGCGAUUCGCGUUGCAAUCUCUCGCCAACACAAACGCGUAAUAUUAAAUACGAUAGUUCUCACUUACACCAGCUACAUCAACAACUACAGCAGCAGCAGCAACAACAACAACAAGAACAUCAACAACAACAAACUUUUCUCAACAGCUAUAUAAACGAUGACGAACUAAAAAACGUCAUACACAAUGGCGGCAGUGGUAACAUCAACUACAACAACAGCAACCGCUUCAGCAACACACCAUCAACAACAACAUUUCCAAUAAAAGUUCUCCAUGGUUUGUACCUGGGCAAUCUACAAACAUCCGCCGACUUGAAUACACUGCAAAAAUUGAACAUCUCAUACAUAGUAAACGUCACCUCUGACCUGCCUAACGAAUUCGAGAACCGAGAAGAGUUCAAGUACUUGCGAAUACCGAUCACAGACUGCAACUGGUCGCAGGAUAUGGACCUUCAUUUCGUCAAUGCCAUCAAGUUUAUCGAGGAAGGCCUGCAAAACCAGCGUAACGUUCUCGUGCACUGCAUAAUGGGCAUGAGUCGUUCUGUGGCGAUCACCCUAGCCUACCUCAUGAAAUCGCAGAGGUUCCAACUGGACGAGGCCUAUGAUUUCUUGAGGGGGUUCAAAUCCAACAUCAACCCCAACCUCGGCCUCAUGGAGCAACUGCAAAGAUUCGGGUCUAAACUGGAUGGGAUGAACGAAGACUCAACAGCUGCGUCUACAACUACUGACUUAUCAACAGCAGCAGCAGCAACAACGACAACACAAACAUCUCAUCACAUGACUACCACAAGCUAUCAUCAUCAUUGUCACAUCAACAACAACUACAAUAACGACAAUAGCGGCAACAUCAACAACCACAGCUGCAACAACGGUUAUAUUAAUUACUACAAUGACGACGACAUCAACAACUAUCGCUGCAACAAACACAUUGCUACUACUUUAGGUUCUGAAACAACAACCGCAACAGCGCCAGCAACAACAACAGUAACAACAGCCGCCGCUUCUCUAGACUCAAUAAUCACGCCACUAACAAGCAGUAAUAGCUGCUGUAGUAACGACUUUCAAAAUAUAGAACAACAACACCAGCAACAACAACAACAACCUCAAAUCGUUUUCAACUUCACGUACACGCCGCCCUCGACGCCACUACACCAGCUUCAUCUGUAG
Molecule: messenger RNA, 1437 nt
Organism: Helobdella robusta
Lineage: Eukaryota; Metazoa; Annelida; Clitellata; Rhynchobdellida; Glossiphoniidae
Exons: 4
Coding region: 1-1437 (478 amino acids)
Biological process (GO): negative regulation of MAPK cascade; protein dephosphorylation
Cellular component (GO): cytosol; cytoplasm
Molecular function (GO): MAP kinase tyrosine/serine/threonine phosphatase activity; protein tyrosine/threonine phosphatase activity
Source: RefSeq, a predicted model, not a curated record